AGUUGAUAACAGUUUUUUCUUUUUCUUUUGCUAAUAGAACACUGUGAGAGGGAGAUGCGUCCACGUGAGCCAUAGAAAUUUGCCGUUAUAUUUUUUUCCUUUGAAUAGAUAUAGGUAAUAUUCUUGAGCUAUAUUGAAUAUCACCGCUUAUAUAUACGUGUGAGACGCAGCUGGUAUAUAUAUACAUAUAAAUACGUACGUUGUAACGAAGUUAUUAACAAAAAAAAAAAGAGCUACGUUGUAAGUAUCUGAGUUAGUUUGAGUAAUGGUACAAGUGAUGAAGGAGUCAAAGGCAGAAGCCAUGUUGAACAAGUACCACUUCCACUACUCCAGCUUGCAGCUCAGUUCGAACCAGUGCAGCUCGAGCCUGACCCAAACCAUAGACGCUCCAAUGAGCCUGGUCUGGUCCCUGGUCCGCCGCUUCGCCUAUCCCCAAGUCUACAAGCAGUUCGUCAAGAGCUGCAGCAUGCGCUCGGGCACCGGUGGCAUCGGGAGCGUGCGCGAAGUCACCAUCAUUACGGGGCUGCCCGCCGAACAGAGUGUCGAGAUGCUUGAAGAGCUCGACGACGACACUCGAGUCAUGUCGUUUCGCAUAAUCGGCGGGGACCACCGCCUGGCCAAUUACAGGUCGACGAUUUCGGUCCAGGAGGAGGAGGAGGAGGAGGAGGAAGGUGGCGCCGCUAGUAAGACGGUGGUGGUGGAGUCGUACGUGGUGGAUGUUCCCGCCGGAAGUAGCGUUGAGGAUACUUGCACGUUCGCUGAUACCAUUAUACGGUGUAACCUUUCGUCAUUGGCUAGAAUCGCUCAAAAAAUGGCUGCUGAUGAAUGAACUUCUUUUUUUUUGUUUUUGUCGUUUUGGUCAUUAAGUUGUCGUAUACGUUUAAUUAGUUCUUCUUUCUAUUGCUAUUUAUUAAUAUUAGUAUUGCUUUUUACGAGGACAAAAAAACAAGAAGAAGAAGUUUUGUUCUCUUUGGAUGAGUGAAGUAGUUGUGGAUGUGUUUUUGUGUAACAGAUAGAUGAUGAGCAAGAAAGAUAGAAAAGUAGUUUAGGAGAAUCGAGAAAGAUGUCACUUUCUAAAUAUGUGUGUAUAAUAUACAACUCAUUUUUGCUAGUGAUGGUUUUUAUUUUUUAUUUUUCUCAAAUAAAUUAAUCUAACUUCAUUAAUUUGAAAUAUCCUCCAACAAGAGAGGUAAUAAUUCAGAUAAAACGUCACUCCCCAAAUAAUACAGUCAGUUUGAGAAUAAGAUGCUCGAGUAAGGUAAUACUUAUCUUUGCAGACAAUUUAAUAGAAAAUACAUCAACAUUACAAUAGCUACUUAACAAUCUUUCACCGUCAUUAAUUAUCAAACCAAAAGAAGACACCAUAGGAUGGCUUGAACUACAUUCAAGCAAUCAGUCUCCACAACCAUUGACUGCCAUGAACACCUCUUUAUCCACCUUAAUGCUUCUUUCACUCCUAAAGCUUCAGUUUUAUUGGGCUUCGCCCGGCUCUGGAGCCUGUGCCUAGGACCCCACGUAAUGAGAACUAAUUUUUUUUACAAUACCUUUU
This is a messenger RNA of Humulus lupulus (European hop), 1549 nucleotides long. Its product is annotated as abscisic acid receptor PYL11-like. Lineage: Eukaryota; Viridiplantae; Streptophyta; Magnoliopsida; Rosales; Cannabaceae. Gene Ontology annotation, cellular component: nucleus; cytoplasm. Gene Ontology annotation, molecular function: signaling receptor activity; abscisic acid binding; protein phosphatase inhibitor activity. The coding region runs from base 266 to 829 and encodes 187 amino acids. The record is from RefSeq and is a predicted model, not a curated record. Gene Ontology annotation, biological process: abscisic acid-activated signaling pathway. The transcript has a single exon.